AUGUGGAGGUACUGUUGGUGCAAUUCUGACAUGUCCACUGGAAGUUGUGAAAACACGAUUGCAGUCCUCCUCUGUGACUCUCUACAUCUCUGAAGUUCAUCUCAACACUGUGAAUGGUGCUAGCGUCAAUCGAGUAACUAGAGUUUCUCCUGGGCCUCUCCAUUGUUUGAAGAUGAUCUUGCAAAAGGAAGGUCCUCGUUCUCUGUUUAGAGGGCUGGGUCCUAAUUUAGUAGGUGUUGCUCCUUCCAGAGCGAUAUAUUUUGCUGCUUACUCAAACUGCAAGGAAAAGUUGAACAAUAUUUUCAAUCCAGAUUCCACCCAGGUACACAUGAUUUCAGCUGGUGUGGCAGGUUUUACUGCAAUCACAACAACUAAUCCUAUCUGGCUAGUAAAGACACGAUUACAGCUUGAUGCAAGGAAUCGUGGAGAAAAGCGAAUGAGUGCUUUUGAAUGUGUCCGAAAAGUUUAUCGAUCAGAUGGUGUUAAAGGCUUUUACAGAGGAAUGUCUGCAUCCUACGCAGGCAUAUCGGAGACUGUUAUUCACUUUGUUAUUUAUGAGAGUAUUAAGAGAAAACUGCUGGAGUAUAAGACUGCUUCUGCCAUGGACAAUGAGAAUGAAUCGGCAAAAGAAGCUGCGGACUUUGUUGGAAUGAUGAUGGCUGCUGCCACUUCUAAAACUUGUGCAACGUCAGUAGCAUAUCCCCAUGAGGUUGUACGAACAAGACUAAGAGAAGAGGGAACAAAAUACCGGUCUUUCUUCCAGACAUUAUCUUUGCUUGUGCGAGAAGAAGGGUAUGGAUCCCUCUACCGAGGUUUAACCACGCAUCUGAUCAGACAGAUUCCAAACACGGCUAUCAUGAUGUCAACCUAUGAAGUGGUAGUCUACUUGCUCGAUGGAUAGCAGCGUCACAAGUCUUCCUAGAAGAAGGUGGAAGAUUGAAAGACUGGAGUGGACCACGGAAUGUCAGUGCCAACGUGGUGGGCAAAAGGACUGUUAUAUCAGGAACGUGCAGCUAUGGACAAAACAGGAGGUUCAUUGUGGGCAACUGUGAAUAAUUUUGCUGCCUUAUUGUGUGGUCUCUUGGCAACGUGAGAAAUGGGAACUGCCCUUUAGGGAAUGCCCUUAGGCAUCUCUUAAUUCAAA
Molecule: messenger RNA, 1144 nt
Organism: Eurypyga helias (sunbittern)
Lineage: Eukaryota; Metazoa; Chordata; Aves; Eurypygiformes; Eurypygidae
Gene: SLC25A36
Product: solute carrier family 25 (pyrimidine nucleotide carrier ), member 36
Exons: 6
Biological process (GO): pyrimidine nucleotide import into mitochondrion
Cellular component (GO): mitochondrion
Molecular function (GO): pyrimidine nucleotide transmembrane transporter activity
Source: RefSeq, a predicted model, not a curated record